CAGCACAACGCAAACUGUUCAGGAAAUCUGCCUGACGGAACCGAACAUGCACAGUAGUAGAAACAUUAGCGAACAGCUGAUACAAUGGCGCCACUGGACCUGGAUAAAUACGCGGAGAUUGCCAAGCAGUGUAAAUAUUUACCUGAAAACGACCUCAAGAGGUUAUGUGAUUAUGUAUGUGACCUAUUGCUGGAGGAAUCCAAUGUCCAGCCUGUGUCCACCCCAGUGACUGUGUGUGGAGAUAUACAUGGACAGUUUUAUGAUCUGUGUGAACUCUUCAGAACCGGAGGACAGGUCCCAGACACAAACUAUAUUUUCAUGGGUGACUUUGUUGACCGGGGAUAUUACAGCUUGGAGACAUUCACAUACCUGCUGGUGUUAAAAGCCAAAUGGCCUGACCGCAUCACGCUUUUAAGAGGGAACCACGAAAGCAGACAAAUAACCCAAGUAUAUGGCUUUUAUGAUGAAUGCCAAACCAAAUAUGGGAAUGCCAAUGCCUGGCGUUACUGUACCAAAGUGUUUGAUAUGUUAACAGUUGCAGCGCUGAUGGAUGAGCAGAUUCUGUGUGUUCAUGGGGGCCUCUCCCCAGACAUAAAGACCCUGGACCAAAUCAGAACCAUUGAGCGUAACCAGGAGAUCCCCCACAAGGGAGCAUUCUGUGACCUUGUCUGGUCAGACCCCGAGGACGUCGACACCUGGGCCAUCAGCCCCAGGGGAGCUGGGUGGCUGUUUGGUGCAAAGGUCACCAAUGAGUUUGUUCACAUCAACAACUUGACAUUGAUCUGUCGGGCACAUCAACUAGUCCAUGAAGGUUACAAGUUCAUGUUUGAUGAGAAGCUGGUCACGGUCUGGUCAGCUCCUAACUACUGCUAUCGCUGCGGCAACAUUGCCUCCAUCAUGGUUUUCAAAGACGCCAAUACAAGGGAGCCCAAGCUGUUUCGGGCGGUGCCCGACUCGGAGAGAGUAAUUCCACCCAGGACAACAACACCAUAUUUCCUGUAAACACUGCACUAUCAUCAUCAUCUUUGGCCGCACUGUUAUCAAGCACCACAUUUGUAAUGCAUCACAUACAGUGGAGUGACAACAACUCCCGUUGAAGUGACACCACUGAUUAUGUCAUUCAUAUUUUACCAGUGGAGGCUGCUGAGGGGAGGACGGCUCAUAAGAAUGGCUGGAAUAGAGCCAACGGAAUGGUAUCAACCACAUGGAAACCACGUGUUUUAUA
This is a messenger RNA of Oncorhynchus gorbuscha (pink salmon), 1225 nucleotides long. RefSeq names its product serine/threonine-protein phosphatase 6 catalytic subunit-like. Gene Ontology annotation, molecular function: protein serine/threonine phosphatase activity. The transcript is spliced from 7 exons. Gene Ontology annotation, cellular component: cytoplasm. Gene Ontology annotation, biological process: peptidyl-serine dephosphorylation; G1/S transition of mitotic cell cycle. NCBI's taxonomy places the organism in Eukaryota, Metazoa, Chordata, Actinopteri, Salmoniformes, Salmonidae. The record is from RefSeq and is a predicted model, not a curated record. The coding region runs from base 85 to 1002 and encodes 305 amino acids.